GCGCGACGCUCCGUGUCUCGGCUGUCAGCGGGCAGCAUCCGUCCGCCGCACUCUGAUCAUCAGAGUGAGUGAGGGGCUGUACGGGGCAGCACGCCGCUACAGCGCCCCACGAGUGCUCCCUUCCCCGGUGUCGAGGCAGUGCCCUGUGAGUGUGCGGCUAACGGGUUUCUCCUAUAAAUGGGCUGUUUGACAAGGCGCGUCAUGUGACGGCUUAGAAAGAUGGCGCAGCUGCGGGUUUCAGGAUAAUCGGCACCCGCUGGAGCUCCGGCAGACGCAAGGAAGAUUUAUUUCCCAGUGACGGCGAAAUACAAGAAUUGCGGAAUAAGGGGAAGCGAGUCCACCGCGAAUGUAUAUGCAUCCGUAAAUGUAUACUAAAUAUACAUGUCUAAUGCAUAAGCCCACCGCCUGCGCGUGCACCGGGGUGGGGGGAGCCGAGUGCAGAAUGGAAAAACAAGACGGGAACUAAAUAAAAGGGACUGACACCUCCGGAGUGAAAGAAAGAAAGAACGAAAGAAAGAAAGAGAAAGAAGGCGUGAUUACACGAGGAUGCAGCAGAUCUGACAGACGUACGGAAUUUUCCCCCGCACGGCUGAUGACAGCGCUGCGAAUUGCAGAGAUGCGUUAGUUGGAGAGGCACCGAGGUCAGGACUGCCGGGAUAAACACCUUCGUAAUACUGUGGCGAUCGGCGGGCUGCCCGUCAAUGUUUCUUUAACGUGGCUCGGACAUUGACAGCGACACGGAUAAACUGUGCGGAUUGUGGAACUUUCCUAUUUUUGUUUUUCUUCCAUGAAAUCGGGUAAUUUACGGGUUGCUUCCUUGGGAAUUUUACCUGGAUCAUGUGGACACCGACAGAAGAGGAGAAAAUUGGUGUCGUGAUCUGCAAUUUCCGUGGGUCAGUUCCACAAGGAUUAAUUCUGGAGAUUGGAGAAACGGUGCACAUCCUGGAAAAAUGUGAAGGGUGGUACAGAGGAUUUUCUACCAGGAAGCCUGCUAUUAAGGGGAUCUUUCCAGCCAGCUAUGUUCACCUGAAGAAAGCCAUUGUCAGUAACAGAGGGCAGUACGAAACAGUGACCCCUCUAGAAGACCCCAUAGUGACCGAGGUGACCUCCACGCUGCAAGAAUGGGCCGUUUUAUGGAAACAGCUCUAUGUGAAGCACAAAGUAGAUCUUUUCUACAAGUUACGGCACGUAAUGAACGAACUGAUUGACCUUCGGAGACAACUCCUCUCUGGUCACCUGACUCAGGACCAAGUCCGAGAUGUCAAGAGGCACAUCACCGUCCGCUUGGAUUGGGGCAAUGAGCACCUAGGCUUGGACCUGGUUCCCAGGAAAGAGUUUGAAAUGGUGGAUGCAGAGCAGAUCAGUGUUUCUGACCUUUACAAAAUGCAUUUAUCCAGCAGACACAGCGUUCAGCAGAGCACCUCCCAGGGAGACAGCAUCCGCCAGCGCCAUGGAGAAACCUGCCGCAUUCCCAUCCCUCACCACCUCUUCCUCAAUCUGAAGAGCUUCACGUACAACUCAAUCGGGGAGGACACCGACAUUUUCUUCUCUCUUUAUGACAUGAGGGAAGGCAAACAAAUCAGUGAGCGGUUCAUGGUGAAGCUUAACAAAAAUGGUGGCCCAAAAAAUCCAGAGAAGAUAGACCGUCUAUGUGCUCUGUUCACGGACCUGAGCAGCAAGGACUUGAAAAGAGACCUGUACAUAGUUGCACAUAUAAUAAGGACAGGGCGAAUGUUGAUCAAUGACUCCAAGAAGGGGCCUCCACAUGUGCAGUACAGACGUCCAUACGGCUGCACAGUCCUGAGCAUGAAUGAUGUUCUUCAGUCCAUUUCCGAACUCAAGGAAGAGAAGGACUUUGUGCUUAAAGUCUACACUUGUAACAAUGAAAAUGAAUGGUAUCAAAUCCAUGAAAACAUCAUCCGUAAAUCAAGCACCAAGUACACAGCGCCCAGCACCAACUAUGGACUGAUAAUCUCCUUACAGCUUCUACGAGGUGAAAUGGAACAAAUCCGCAGGGAAAAUCCUAUGAUCUUCAACCGUGGGGUUGCGGUCACAAGGAAACUUGGGUUCCCUGAUGUCAUCAUGCCAGGUGAUAUUCGUAAUGACCUGUACCUGACCUUGGAGCGCGGAGACUUCGAGAGAGGAGGCAAGAGUGUGCAGAAGAACAUCGAGGUCACCAUUUAUGUCCUGUAUGCUGACGGAGAAAUAUUAAAGGACUGUAUAAGCCUUGGAUCAGGAGAACCCCAUGUGAGUGAACAUCGUUCUUUCGUCCUUUACCACAAUAACAGCCCACGCUGGGGUGAGAUCAUCAAGCUUCCCAUCCCUAUUGACCGCUUCAGAGGAUCACACCUGCGAUUUGAAUUCAGGCAUUGUUCUACAAAAGAUAAAGGAGAGAAGAAGCUGUUUGGCUUUGCAUUCACCCCACUGAUGAGGGAGGACGGCACCACGCUGUCUGAUGAAAGCCAUGAACUUUAUGUGUACAAGUGUGAUGAAAAUACUACUUUCAGCAAUCACGCCCUCUACCUGGGCCUGCCAUGCUGCAAGGAUGACUUCAAUGGCUGUCCCAACAUUCCCUCCAGCCUUAUCUUUCAGCGCAGUGCCAAAGAGACGCUUUGGAUUUCUACACAGCUGUCGUCCACAAAGCUCACUCAGAAUGUUGAUCUUUUGGCUCUCCUGAAGUGGAAGGCUCAUCCUGAUCGAGUGAUGGAUAUUUUGGGCAGACUAAGACACGUCAGUGGAGAAGAAAUAGUAAAAUUCUUGCAGGACAUUUUAGACACUCUGUUUUCCAUUUUGGAUGACAACACAGACAAAUAUGGACCUCUAGUGUUCCAGUCAUUGGUGUUUAUCAUAAAUCUUCUCCGGGACAGUAAGUACUAUCACUUUAGACCUGUCAUGGACACUUACAUCCUGAAGCAUUUUGCAGGCGCACUGGCUUACAAAGAGCUGAUCCGCUGUUUGAAGUGGUACAUGGACCGCUCAGCUGAAGUAAUUCGACAGGACCACAUCCAGGAGGCCAUGAGGGCACUUGAGUACUUAUUCAAGUUUAUUGUUCAGUCGAGGAUCCUUUACUCUCGGGCAACAUGUGGAAUGGAAGAGGAGCAGUUUCGCGCCAGCAUCCAGGAACUCUUUCAGUCCAUCCGCUUUGUGCUGAGUUUGGACAGUAGGAGUUCAGAGACGCUUAUAUUCACACAGGCAGCUCUACUCAACUCGUUUCCUGCAAUUUUUGAUGAGCUACUUCAGAUGUUCACUGUCCAAGAAGUGGCUGAGUUUGUCAGAGGAACGUUGGGGAGCAUGCCCAGUACGGUUCACAUUGGCCAGUCCAUGGAUGUGGUCAAACUACAGUCGAUUGCCCGAACUGUGGACAGUCGUCUCUUUUCAUUCCCAGAAUCCCGAAGGAUCCUCCUUCCUGUGGUCCUCCAUCACAUCCACCUCCACCUGCGCCAGCAGAAAGAGCUGCUUAUUUGCUCAGGAAUCCUUGGCAGUAUCUUCUCUAUCAUUAAGGCCAGCUCACUGGAUACAUCUGUGCAGGAAGAGGUAGAGAUGAUGGUGGAGAGCCUGCUGGAUGUCCUCCUCCAAACCCUUCUCACGAUAAUGAGUAAAUCCCAGUCUCAGGAGGCGGUAAGAGGUCAACGCUGCCCACAGUGCACGGCUGAGAUCACUGGUGAAUAUGUGUCCUGUCUCCUCUCACUGCUUCGCCAGAUGUCUGACAUCCAUUUUCAACAUCUGCUGGACAAUUUUCAGAGCAAAGAAGAACUGAAGGAAUUCCUAUUAAAGAUCUUCUGUGUGUUCAGGAAUCUGAUGAAGCUUAGUAUCUUUCCUCGAGAUUGGAUGGUAAUGCGACUCCUGACAAGCAAUAUUAUUGUCACCACUGUCCAGUAUCUCUCUCCAGCACUGCACAAGAAUUUCACAGAAAGUGAUUUUGACUUCAAGGUGUGGAACUCCUACUUCAGCCUGGCUGUUUUGUACAUUAACCAGCCAAGCCUACAGCUGGAGACUUUGACCCCUGCAAAAAGAAAGAAAAUUCUUGACAAGUAUGGCGAUAUGAGGGUGAUGAUGGCUUAUGAGCUGUUCAGUAUGUGGCAGAACCUAGCAGGGGAAAAUAAAAUCCACUUCAUUCCCGGGAUGAUUGGUCCUUUCCUUGGUGUCACACUUGUGCCACAGCAUGAAGUACGGAACAUCAUGAUCCCAAUUUUUCAUGACAUGAUGGACUGGGAGCAGAGGAAGAAUGGAAAUUUCAAACAAGUGGAGGCCGAAUUAAUUGAUAAAUUGGACAGUCUGGUGUCUGAGGGGAAGGGAGACGAAAACUACAGGGAGCUCUUCAGCCUGCUAACUCAGCUUUUUGGGCCUUAUCCUAGCUUGCUGGAGAAAAUAGAACAGGAGACCUGGCGAGAAACUGGCAUUUCGUUUGUUACCUCGGUAACGAGGCUUAUGGAGCGCCUCCUUGACUACAGAGAUUGCAUGAAAGGAGAUGAGACAGAGAACAAGAAAAUUGGCUGCACGGUCAACCUGUUGAAUUUCUACAAAUCGGAAAUCAACAAAGAGGAAAUGUACAUCCGCUACAUCCAUAAAUUGUGUGACAUGCAUCUUCAGGCAGAGAAUUACACAGAGGCAGCAUUUACACUGUUGCUGUACUGGGAGCUGCUUAAUUGGGAGGAUCGGCCGCUGAGAGAAUUCCUACAUUACCCAGCACAGAGUGAAUGGCAACGUAAGGAGGGCUUGUGUCGCAAGGUCAUCCACUACUUCAACAAGGGCAAGUGUUGGGAAUAUGGCAUCCCAUUGUGCCGUGAGCUCGCCUGCCAGUAUGAAGCCCUUUAUGACUAUCAGAGUCUCAGUUGGAUUAGGAAAAUGGAGGCUGCAUAUUAUGACAAUAUUAUGGAGCAGCAACGCCUUGAACCAGAGUUUUUUAGAGUUGGCUUCUAUGGAAGGAAGUUCCCCUUCUUUCUGAGGAAUAAAGAGUUUGUCUGCCGGGGGCAUGACUACGAGAGGCUGGAAGCAUUCCAGCAGAGGAUGCUGGGUGAAUUCCCUCAGGCUAUUGCCAUGCAGCACCCUAACCAACCGGAUGAAGCAAUCUUGCAGUGUGAUGCACAGUAUUUGCAGAUUUAUGCAGUAACUCCAAUCCCUGAAAAUAUGGACGUACUGCAACUGGACAGAGUGCCUGAUCGAAUCAAGAGUUUCUAUCGUGUCAACAAUGUACGCAGGUUCCGCUAUGACCGACCAUUCCAUAAGGGGCCAAAAGAUCGAGACAACGAGUUUAAGAGCCUCUGGAUUGAAAGAACGACGUUGAUCUUGACUCAUCCAUUGCCAGGCAUUUCCCGCUGGUUUGAGGUGGAGAAGAGAGAAGUGGUGGAAGUGAGCCCUUUGGAGAAUGCCAUCUAUGUGGUUGAGAAUAAAAAUCAUGAACUUCGGACCCUGAUCAGCCAGUACCAACACAAGCAGCUUCACGGAAACAUCAACCUUCUCAGCAUGUGUCUUAAUGGAGUGAUCGACGCGGCUGUGAAUGGCGGCAUUGCCCGAUACCAAGAGGCCUUUUUUGACAAGGAAUACAUAACCAGUCAUCCAGAAGAUGCAGAGAAAAUCACCCAAUUGAAAGAUCUCAUGCAAGAGCAGGUACACAUCCUGGGAGUCGGCUUAGCUGUACACGAGAAGCUUGUGCACCCUGAAAUGCGCCCCCUACAUAAAAAACUGAUUGAUCAGUUCCAGAUGAUGAGAAGCAGUCUGUGCCAUGGUCUCCCUGGGUUGGAGAAACUCAGCCCAGCAUGUUCAGGGUCCAGCACACCACGGGGUAACAUCCAUAUGACGUCACAUAGUCCCAUGAGCCCGGAAAGCAUGAAACUAGUCCAUAGACACAGCCCAUUGAACUUAUUGGGUUCUAUCAGGCACUCGUCUUCAUCUCUGUCAUCGCACACAUCGAGUGAGACCGGAAACCUGGUGAUUCUGACCGAUGGACUGGUAGGAGAGACAGUUGAUGACAUCUACCGUAUGCAGGCUAGCCCUUCCUCGUCUAGUCUAAGCUCCACUCACUCAGCACCAUCACAGAUGAUAAAUUCAGCUCCGUCCAGCAUCAGAGGCUCUCCCUCUCUGCCAGACAAGUACAGACACAACCGGGAGAUGGUGAUGUUGCUGCCCCCUCACCGAGAUCGGCCCAGCAGUGCAAUGUACCCAGCGAUGACUGAGAAUGGGCAGCCAACAAAUUUCCAUCGCGCUCUAAUGCAGCAGAUGAUUGGACCUUGCAAGCCUUGUAGUGAUCCAAACCUCUCAGUUGCAGAAAAAGCUGUCCCUACAGCUCCCAGCAGCUGGAGCUUAGAUAGUGGGACCAGAGAAGCUAUGCCAUUUCUCACUGCCCACGUCGGGAACAUUAUGGUGCCUCCAGUGCCACCAAGGACUUUACCACCAGGACACUUCUCGAUGCACUUUGAUGCGUUUCAUCACCAGAUCAGCGAUCUCCCUCCAGCUCUCCCUGCGCGCUGUUUAAGAAAGUCUCCACUCCACCCAAUUCCAGCCUCUCCUACGAGCCCACAGUCGGGCCUGGAUGGCAGUAACUCAACUCUUUCUGGAAGCGCCAGCAGUGGGGUAUCUUCUCUAAGUGAGAGCAACUUUGGCCAGUCCUCUGAGCCUCCUGCCCGCACCGAUACCAUGGACUCUGUUCCAAGUCAGGCUUGGAACACGGAUGAGGACAUUGAGUCCCCGUACUUACCCGUCCGUUAUAGCAUCUCGGAGCCAGAUGUCCUUGACUCGGUCAAACCUCCACCCUGUCGUAGUCAUUCAGCCCCAGGUGGGGUUACUCCACAGGAUGGCCACCACGACCCUCCUGCACUGCCCCCAAAACCAUACCUGCCUCGUGGAGAAGGGAGCAUUCCAGAAGAGGAGAUAAGACCCCGGCCAAUGCCACGUAAGAUAUCACAGCCUCUUAUGAGCAACAAAGAGGAGCAGGCCAAAGUGGCUUGGGAACACGGGAUCAAUGAGGAGUAGAGGUGGAGAGUUCAAAUGUCUGAUUGAUGAGGGGUGGGUGGAAACGGUCCAAUAGGCUUCCUCAGUCUUGAGCUCUGCAGAAUGAUCUUAGCACAACCCGACGAAGAACCUGACAGAAAGUUUUUGCAGCCACUUUUUUUUAUUAGCAAUUAGAAACUUUAACUAUCUAAUAAAGUUUAUGAAAAUUCUAAUAAUUUUGAUUGACCUUCAGUAAUAUAUAAAUAGAACUGUAUAUAGUAAUGUAAAUAUCUAAAUCUAAAAUAUGUUUUAAUUGUCAAGUUGGGUAGGUACAUUUCGAAAAGUGUUUUCCUCCAGGAAAGAUUUUUCGCAUUCAUGUUAGCUGCACAUGAAUUGUCGUUGUGGCAGAAUGAGUGCAACAUGUGCCAUCUUUACUACAGUGAAUGCAUUCUGUAGCUCAAGGAAUGAUCCAGACAUUUCUAGGACACAUUCCUUAAAACACAGGAAGCAAAACGGUUAAAUCCGAGCCAUGACUAUGUGGACCAAACCUUACUUCAGUUAGCGAUACAAGCACAUUAGGACUACACAGAUUGAUACUGUCUGGGCCAAGUGGGCUCACGCCUGACCCUUUUUACAAGCACUUGUUCCUUCUUAUAGAGAAGUCAACUUAAUGUAGAAGACAUGUUUUUUCUGUGACUGACUUUAUUUGGAUUGUGUUUAAUCUUGUAAAUCAGAAUUUUUUCCUAAAGCAUGUUAAUGUUCUUUUCUUUUCCGAGUGAUUAUAUCUGAGAAUAACAUAAAAUGGUUCUUAAUGUGAAUAUAUUUUCAAUAAAUACAUACAGCUACAUCUUCAAACCUGUACAUUUACAUAAUGUACCUUGCUGCUGUGCAUCCAGGAAAAGAUUUUUUUUUUUUUUACACUAAUGGACGAAGUCGCCAUAUACAUAAUGCAGACUCUUGUGUUUUGUACAGAUAAUCUGCUGCAUAGAGAGGGAUUAAGAAAUGAAAACAUGACUCAAGUGUUCCUGUACUUAAUUGUUUGUAAGGGAACACGAUGAAGGUGAAUUUUUCAGCUUUAAAUAAUUAUUUUGUAUUAAGUGAUGUUCUUCAGCAUUUGAAGCAUUGUACAGUAAGAAACCCCUGUCUUCUAGCGGAACCUCUGGAAAACAGGAAUCGCGUUUGAUUGAAAUGAAAGUGACUCAGGGGGGCCUAAGGUUCACAAAAUCUAGGGUCCUGAUUAGCUAUUUUAUUUUGAGUUUGAGGGCUAUAAUAUGGAAGUAAAUCCUAAAUGAGAUGACAGAAAACUUUGAAGUGAUUCCUUAUAAUAAAAUAUGCUUUAUUUAAGAGAAAUAUUGUGAGUUCAUGUUGGCUGCCAGUGCCUGUUGCACUUUCUUGAAUAGACUGUAAGAGGUUUUUUGAGUAUGGUUCAUCCCUAUAUCUUUCAUAAUUGUAUAUAGACAUAUUUUCUUUUUAAUUAUGUGCACAUUUCUGUAUACAUCUCAUUAAAUAAAAAUAACGUACAGCACAGCUAGGAAUCAGGAGACAAAGACUGUGGGCUGUAAAUGGCUGAUACCUAAAAUCACUAAUACAGUAUACUGUACAAUUAUUCAUCCAUCAGAUAUCUUUCAGAAACUGAAGGAAACACUUGGAAUUUGUUAUCUUCCCUUUUGACAAUAGAUGUCUUGCAAAUCUCCAAAGAUCAAUAAAAUAUAAUUAAGAUAUUAUUAACCUGUACUGAUUUUCUCAAAUAUUGCAGAUCCUUGCAUGGACUUAUUCUGAUUUUUUUACCUGAAGUAAAAUUGUAAAUUUAACACAUAACAUUUACGUGUAUAUGUACACAUGCACACAUAUAUACAGUAUAUGUCAUAGUCAAAGUUGAAAAUCCAUCUCCCUGCAGUGAGCCCAAGUACAGUAGCUUCUUUGUAAUGACCCUAGGAUAUUUAAAUAAAUAUUAGUUUUCUUUACAUUUAGCCAGUUAGCCUGACUUACUGUAGAAUGCCUGGGUUCACUGCAGUGUUCAGUGAGACAGAUUUGCCAAUUUGCCUAUGAGAUAUAUAGAUAUAUAUGUAUUUCCAGGGUCAACUUCAGCCAUUUAGAUGAAGUAGGUGGUCAUCUAGGGUGGCAACAUUUGGAGGGUAUUUUUUUUAGCCAAUACAGACCCUGACUUACAAACACAUAUUGUGGCCAAGGACUGUCAAAAGAGGCAACACUACCUGAAGAAGCAUCUUCCCACUGCUAUAGUCCAGCAGCCUGGGUGUAGCCACGGCUCUAGAGCCUGGCCUUGGGUCGGCUCACGGAACUGGAAGGAAAGUUUGUCAG
This is a messenger RNA of Erpetoichthys calabaricus (reedfish), 9246 nucleotides long. It is a transcript of the gene dock3, whose product is annotated as dedicator of cytokinesis 3. Bases 838 to 6969 code for a protein of 2043 amino acids. Gene Ontology annotation, molecular function: guanyl-nucleotide exchange factor activity; small GTPase binding. Gene Ontology annotation, cellular component: plasma membrane; cytoplasm. NCBI's taxonomy places the organism in Eukaryota, Metazoa, Chordata, Cladistia, Polypteriformes, Polypteridae. The record is from RefSeq and is a predicted model, not a curated record. The transcript is spliced from 54 exons. Gene Ontology annotation, biological process: small GTPase-mediated signal transduction.